AUGCCUCACAUGACCCCCCAAGAAGAUGCUAUGUCACAAUCGACUCCGAGUGUGGACGAGAUGAUGGAUGUGGAUAAUUGGAAGCAGUUCCAGUCGAGGGGAAGUGGAAAGGACAGGGGGAGCCUUUCACAUAGAGGUUCGUAUGAAGAUGCCGAUGAAGCUGGUCAGUUGAAGGGGGAGAUUCUGGAUGACGACUCGGACCGAGGUGACAUGUUCGUAGUAAAUCGCGAUCGCACAGGAAGCCCGCCUCUGUCCAAUGACGAGUCAGAGGAGACUGAUGAAUUGGAUAAUAUCGACGAGGAAUUGGAGGAGACAAUCCAUCAGCCACGGAGCUAUACACCUGUGUCAGAUGUCGAGGAGGACAUCGAGGAGGGCAUCAAGGAGGUCAUCGAGGAGAAGGGCAAGGAGGAGGACAAGAAUGAGGAUGAGGACAAUGAUGAGGACGAGGACGAUGACGAGGACGAGGACGAUGACGAGGACGAGGACGAUGACGAGGACGAGGACGAUGACGAGGAUGAACAAAGUGUUUCUGUCCAGCCCUUACCUGUCUUUCAGAGUCGCCCAUCUCACAGAGUCAUACGCAGGCCGAAAGGAUGUGCAUCUGCUGCUAAAGUGGAUGCCCCUCAACGCCGAAGCAGUUGA
Messenger RNA from Sparassis crispa, 642 nucleotides. RefSeq lists its product as hypothetical. Bases 1 to 642 code for a protein of 213 amino acids. Lineage: Eukaryota; Fungi; Basidiomycota; Agaricomycetes; Polyporales; Sparassidaceae. The record is from RefSeq and is a predicted model, not a curated record. The transcript has a single exon.